AUGGGAAGCACACUGUUGCUAUUAACACUAACAACCCUUUUGGUGUAUUCGAAGCCAGAAACGUUUGAGACAGUGAUGGAUGACCUUAAACAACGCGAAUAUAUGUACCAAAAGGAGUUGAAUAAGACACAGAGCCCUAUUGAGGAGUUUCGAUUGACUCACUUAAUUCGCGAGAUUGGGCGCAAAAAGAGCGCGUCGACUAUUUAUCAACGACUCAGCGAAAAAAUAGAGAAGACGACGGAGUCAAUCACAAAGAUGAGAGAUCGCUUGAAGAGCGUCAAAUCUUGUGUGAACAAAGAAGAACAAGACCGAUUGAAAGAGAUGCGCGACGUCUUAUUCACACAAAACAUCCAACUCAACGAACUGCAGGAACAAGCGAAAGAUCUUCUCACUUCGAUCAAAGAACCUUCAUACGUCGAGACCCUCGCGCAGAUACUGAAAACUAAAGUGGAAGGUCUAACGAAAGAAGCGAAAGAGACAAAGAAGAAAAUGAUCACGACACAAGCGGACAUUACAACACUCAAAGCCAAAAUUGAAGAAAUGAAUGGAAAGGCCGCGAAGACGAUUGUGUCUGCUUUAAAAGUGUUUUAUAACGACGAGAAGAUGGAAUUCAUCAACGCAUUACAACGCAAAGUUACACAACUCAGACAAUUAAAAGCGAUUGCGGAGGAUAUCGUCACGUCGAUUAAAACAGCGAAGGAAGAGUUUAAGAAUAAAGUCGACGCGGACGAAGAGAAGAAGUACACCGAGUCGUUAAAAAGCUUGAACGGACAGAGGAAACAACUCUUUGAAGACGUCAAAGAGAUCGAAGAGAAGAGAAAUUCUAUUAUGGAGAACAUGAAGAACCAAAGCUUCUCGGACUUGAAGACGGGAAUUAUGAUGGAACAAUUGCGGUUGGAUGAGAUGAAGGAACGACACAUGAAGAAUGAUAUCAUCGACUACGAACGACGAAUUUUGAGUAUGCAGAAACAGCGCGACUUUGUGAGGACGAAACGAAUGAGUGAAGCCGCAGAUAAAGUAAAGAAGGAGAGCGAAGCACUUAAAAAGGCUGAGAAGAGUAUGGGGAAGGUCAGUUUGAAUGCUUUAAGAGCGAAAGUGAUGGAAGCCAAAGAGCACUUAGCUGUCGUCCAAAAGGUUCAAUUAAGAGAGUUACGAUUCAACUACGAGAUAAUGAAAAGGAAGAAAGAGUUGAUGCAAAAGGACGUUGAGAUAUUGAAGAAGAGACUGAAACGAAUACUGAAGCCAACCUUUGAGAAGAAACCGAAUUUCUUAAUAAUGAAGAAAGCGACGGAAGAGGAAAUUCAUAAGAUGGAGGCGAAAGUCACACUUGAAGAAAGUAAACUUGAAGGUGCGAAACUUGAUAUCAAAAAGUUGCUUGAACAACGGGAUGAAAUAGUUGGAUGGAUGAGAAGAGAGUUGAAGAGGAAGUUGCGUGGGAUUACAAUGAAGAAGAACAAAAUACAGAACUUGGUGAGUCGAAUUGUGAAGAACUCGAUGAAUGCGAGUAAGGCACAACUAAGAUUGGCGACAGCAAAAAUGCGAGAUAUUAAUAAGAGUUUGCAACCUUUAAAGAUCAUCGAGAAGACGUUGAAAGAGAAGUUGGAGGAGUACGACGAUGAAAUUAAGAUGCGAAGGAUCGCGAAGUUGGAGAGGAACACCCUUGAAAGUGGGAAACAAAUCAUCGACAAGAAGGACCGAGUGAAUGACGUGUUACUCAACUUGCGAAGAGAGGCGGACGCGGUUGAUCAACAAAUGAAAAAGUGUGGAGGGCAGAAUGCGAAGUUGUUGUCGACGCGAGCAAAGAUCUUUAACAAGAUCAAACGAGUUGAAGAGAAGUUGAAAGAAGUUGGAGAGGUGGCCGUGAGGAAGGCGAUGCGUUUGGAGGAAUAUAUUGUUGAGAAGAAGAGAGUGUUUUCGCAGAGGAAUGAGAAACUGUCGCAACGGAUUGCAAGAGUCAAGAAAUUGAAAGACACCGUGGUGUGUAAGAUCUCAAGGAAGUUUUACGAGAGAAGCUUACAGCGAAUAGUCGGGAAGAAACGUGAUGAAGAGAAACGAAUGAAGAAGAGCGCUAGAAACUUUGAGAAAGUUAUUAAGGAGUUACGUAACCCUAAUGGAAAGUAUCUCAUGAGCAUCGUUGGAGAUUCAGUUGAUGAUACUUAUGUGUGCGAUGUGUGCCAAGAAGUCGGGAAUUACUAUAUAGACAAAGUCGCUCAAGGAAUGGACAGAAACGUCUUAACGAAGAAAAUCUUGAAGUUCUGUAAAGGGAAAAAAGAGGAGAGUGUCUGUCUGGCAAGCUUCAUGAGGAUGGAUGUGCUUGACGUUAAGAAGGAACUACCGGGGUCUGGGAAACAAAUGUGUAGAACCAUUGGAUUCUGCUCGAAACAUUGGUAA
This is a messenger RNA of Entamoeba invadens IP1, 2391 nucleotides long. RefSeq names its product coiled-coil domain containing protein, putative. The transcript has a single exon. The record is from RefSeq and is a predicted model, not a curated record. Bases 1 to 2391 code for a protein of 796 amino acids. NCBI's taxonomy places the organism in Eukaryota, Evosea, Mastigamoebida, Endamoebidae.